Messenger RNA from Monoraphidium neglectum, 2619 nucleotides. RefSeq lists its product as hypothetical. The transcript has 3 exons. The coding region runs from base 1 to 2619 and encodes 872 amino acids. NCBI's taxonomy places the organism in Eukaryota, Viridiplantae, Chlorophyta, Chlorophyceae, Sphaeropleales, Selenastraceae. The record is from RefSeq and is a predicted model, not a curated record.
AUGCGGCUGCGCGAGCAGGCCGCCGCGUCGGACCGCCUGCAGCAGCGGCUGCUGGCGGCGGAGCAGCGGGCGGAGGAGCUCGCCGGGCGCCUCGCGAUGGCGGACGCGGCGGCGUCGGCAGCGGCGCACGGGGAGGGCAGCGCCGGGGCCGCCGCCGAGGAGGCGGCGCGGCGGGCGGCGGUGCUUGAAGGAACGGUCGAGCAGCUGCAAAGGGAGUUGCAGGUGGAGCGGGCGCGCGCGGAAGAAGCUUCCACCCAGCUGCAGGAGGCGCGCGUCGCGGCCGCCACGCUCCUGCAGGAGUCGCAGGCCGCCGCAGACCUGCAGCAGCAGCUGGAGGAGCUGCGGCAUGCGCUGGCGCAGGAGCAGCGACUUGCGCAUGCAGCCGCUGCGGAAGUUGAGCAGGCGCGGGCCGCGGCCGAUGCGCUACGCGCAGAGAAUGAGGCCGACACCGAGCGGCUGGCCGCAGUGCUGCGCGAGGCGCAGAUGGCGGAGCAGCAGCUCGCGGAACAGGCCGCCGUUGUGGAGGAGCUGCAGCAGCGGGUGUCUGCAGCGGAGCAGCGGGCGUCUGACCUGGCAGGCCGUUCGGAAGCUGCCGAUGCCGCUUUGGCCGCCGCCGCAGACGAGCAGCGCGGCGCGCGCGCGGCGGCGGAGGACGCGGCGCGCCGCGCGGAGCAGCUGCAGCAGCGGGUGGACGAGUUGGAACGGGCCUUGGCCGACCAGCGCGCGCGCGCGGACGAGGCGGCUUUGCUGGCAGGGCAGGCCGAGGGCGCAGCGGACCUGGAGCAAGCGCUGCAGGCCGAGCGCGCGCGCGCGGACGCGGCCGGCGCGCAGCUGGAGCAGGCGCAGGCUGCCGCGGCGGCCGCCGCCGCGCAGGCGGCGUCGCGGAUGGAGGUGGCAAAGUCCAAAUUCAUGGCGAUGAAGGCCAAAGCGGAGAAGCUGCAGCAGGCGCUGGAGCAGGCCGAGCAGCAGGCAGAGGGCGAGCGGCGGCGCGCCGAGUCGCUGGGGGCGCAGCUGCGCGAGCAGGAGGCCGCCGCGGCGGCCGAGGCGUCGCAGGAGGCGCGGCGGGCGGAGGCGGCGGCCGCAGACGCGGAGGAUGCGCGCAGGCAGGCGGGGCGGCUGCAGCAGGCGAUGGAAGCCGAGCGGGCGCGCGCGGACGAGGAGGCCGCGCGCGCGGACGCGGUCGCUGCGCAGCUGUCGCAGCAGCGAGAGGCGGCGGCCGGCGCCGCGGCGCAGGCGGCCGCGGCUGUGGAGCGGCUGGGCCGAGAGCUAGCGGCGGCGCAGGAGGAGCAGGCGCAGCUGCGGGCGGCUGCCGCCGAAGCAGAGCGCUUGGGGCGCGAGGUGGAAGCGCUCAGGGCGGACGUGGCGGCGGCGCGCGAGGCCGCGGCGCACGCCGAGACGCAGCACCAGCAGGCAGCGGCCUCUGCCGGCGCGAGUGAGGGGCUGCAAGCCGAGCUGGACGCGGCGCUGCAGCAGCUGGCCGACGCGCGCGCGGCCGCGGCGCUCGCGGCGCGCGAGAGAGAGGCGGCCGCGGAGGGGGAGCGCGCGGCGCGGCAGGCGCUGGCCGAGGCGCGGGCGGCGGCGGGAAGGGUCGAGCGGGAGGCGGCCGAGCGGAACAGGCGCUUCUUGGCGCUGCAGCGGAGCAAUAAGGCGACUGAGGAGCAGCUGCGGUCCCAGUUGGCUGAGGUCACGGGCCAGCUGGAGGGUUACGAGGCUGACGUUGCCGCUGCGUCCCAAAAAGCACUCGACGCCACCGCUGCUGCCGAGGUCGCGCGCCAGGAGGCGGCCGGCCUGGGUCGCCAGGUGUCGGAGCUGCAGGCGGCGGUCGCGCUGCUGGAGGGCCAGCUUUCCGCACAGGUCGAGGCUGCCGUCUCGGCGGCGGCGCGCGCCGAGACGCUCGAGUCCCAGCUCGCAUCCGAGCGCGCCAGCGCCGGCGCCGCCGCGCGCGACGAGGGCGCCCGCAGGGAGGAUGUGCGCCGCAUGGUCGCCGCGGCGGUCGCCGCGCGGGAGGAGGCGGCGGCGCGCGCCGUGGAGGAGGCGGCGCGGCGCGCUGCGGACGCGGAGGCGGCGGCGCGGGAGGCGCAGGGGCGCGCCGCCGCGGCGGAGCGCGUGAAGAUCGAGCUCACAAUGGCGCUGGCCGAGGCCGCGGAGGCGCGCACGCGCGAUGUGGACACGCACGCGUCUGCAGCCGCACCUCAGGAGCAGCAAGAGCAGCAGAAAGAGCAGCAGCGCUCCCCGCGGGCGGCGGCAGCGGCGGUUGCGGGAGGGGAGGGGGAGCCCGACGAGGAGGCGGCGCGGCUGGAGGCGCUGCUGCGUCGCGCGGAGGAGGCUGAGCUCGCAGCGGCGGUGCAGACGCGCCGCGCGGCGGCCGCGGAGGGCGAGCUGCAGGCGGUGCGCGCGCAGCUGGCGGACGCGCAGCGGCAGGUUAAGGAGCUGUCCUGGCAGAUCCAGAUGGCAUUCGGGCCCUCCACCAUCGGCGGCGCGGGCGGCGGCGGCGGAGCGGGCGGCAGCGGCGGCGCGGGCGCUGGGCGCGCCGGUGGCUGGCUGAGCGAGAUGAUCGGCCUCAACGCGUGCGGGGCGAAUUUCGUGCGCAAGCCCGAGCACGCGCCGCGCCGGCAGUAG